Messenger RNA from Eruca vesicaria subsp. sativa (arugula), 243 nucleotides. Lineage: Eukaryota; Viridiplantae; Streptophyta; Magnoliopsida; Brassicales; Brassicaceae. The record is from the annotation of a GenBank genome assembly.
AUGGCAGAGGCUUUGGCAAUACGAGAGGCUUUAUGGAAGUGCAAGGAGCUUGGAAUUACAAGAAUCAGACUUGAAUCAGACUCAGCAGGGCUGAUCAAGGCGCUCAAUGCAAGGACCUCCCUCAACGGACUCUAUGGGGUUUUGGCUGAUAUUAUAUCAGUGAGAAAUGUAGAAGCUGAUAUGCUUGCAAAACAGAUCUUGGCUGUUGAACUAGCUUUAAUGGCUCCACCUACUUUGGUCUGA